AUGAAAUUUGGUAAACAGCUACGCUUUAUUGCCGUUAAGACAUGGGACAAACACUACAUCCAAUAUAAGCAGUUCAAGAAGAUGCUUCUUCAAAUGGCUGCUGAAAUCAAGGAAGCCCGUGAAAAUGGAAAAUCCGAAGAAGAAAUUGUUCAAAUGAAAAAGGAGCAUACCACCACUUUUAAGGAAGCUUUGACCCAAAACGUUAACGAAUCAAUUAAAUUUUAUUGUGAAUACGUUACACAGACUUCAGAGAAAGUCGAAUCAAUUUCCCAGAAUGUUUAUUCCGAACUUGAGAAGCAGACACCACAAGAUGAAGAGACAGCCAUUGCCAUCCAUAAGAAAAUUUUUAUUACAACUCUGAACCUUUACGAGAUCCGUUCUUUCCUCGAAGUUAACCACUCUGCUACUUCCCACAUCAUCAAGAAGUUCGUUAAGAAACUUGUAUACCCAGAAGCCCAUCAAGAUCUUGACGUUCUUCAGACAGAUUGCUUCGAAAAUAUGCCAACCAUCCAGGGUGACCUCAGCCGCCUCGAAGAACUCUUCAUCCUUCUUAAGAGAAAGAUUUAUCCAAAGGGCGACAGCCGUCCUCGCCAGGAAAUCAUUAUGGAACUCCAUAAAUCGGUUCGUCAGAACCUUGAUUGGAAACAAGCUACAGUACUUGGCCAAUGGGAUGCCUAUACAUUCCGUUCUAACGAAUUCCAUCUUACUGCAACUCCAAUCAAAAUUAUCCCAAUUAUCAUUGCUUUCGUAUGCAUGAUUCCAUUCCUCGUCUACAAUUUCUUCGGCGACGGAAAAUACGAAGCCCAGCGUUGUUUAGGACUUCUUGUUUUCUGUGCAAUCUUAUGGUGCACAACAGCCAUUCCUCUUUGGUUAACUUCACUUUCUAUUCCAUUCUUCGGUGUCAUAUUACGUCUCAAAGCUAAUGUCGUUAUGACAAAGCUCGCAGCUGAUAUCCAAAAAGCAACAAUGUCUUCAACAGUUUAUCUCAUUAUUGGUGGCUUCACAAUCGCUGCAGCCUUCCAAGUUACUGAAAUGGACAAGCGUAUCGCUUCCAUGGUCCUUAAGAAGGCUACAGGUUCUACCGGUUUAUAUCUCUACGCAGUUAUCGCUCUUAACGCAUUCCUUGCCAUGUGGAUCAACAAUGUCGCUUCUACUAUGAUCGUCUGCACUCUCGUUCUACAGACAUUGAACCAAUUACCACAAGGAUCGACUUAUGCCAAGUUACUUUUAGUUGGGAUCGCUGCAGGUGGCAACUGUGGAGGUCUCAUGACACAACUCGCUUCUCCACAGAACGCUAUUGCUGUCGAUUCCGUCAACAACGUUUUAUCUGUAAAUUCUGACCAGAGACUUGGCUUCAUUGAGUUCAUGGUUACAGCUAUUCCAACAGGCCUCAUUGCCUCAAUUGUUUACUGGUUCAUUAUUCGUUUCGUUUACAAGACAGACGUAAGUGAAGUUCCGAAAUUCGUUGCACCGAAGACAGAUUUCGGAUGGCGCCAGAUCGUUGUAUCUGUUAUCUCUCUUAUAUCUAUUAUCCUCUGGAUUAUUUUACCAUUCGAAGUCCACAAAGUUUUUGGUGAUAACGGUAUCAUCGGCUUCAUUCCACUUAUUAUCUUCUACGGAACAGGAAUUCUCAAUCCAUCCUACAUCGCCAAGCUACCAUGGAACAUUUUGUUCCUCGUUAUGGGUGGCAAUGCUCUUGGAUACGUUGUCAAAGAGUCUGGAUUGCUCCAGAUCGUUUCAGACUUACUCCAGAAGUUACUCGGAAAGACAUCUACAUGGGUUACAUUCUUCAUCAUCUCUUUCUUCGAAUUAUUAAUCAAUGUCUUCAUUUCGCACACUGUUUCAGCGACAAUUGUUCUUCCAAUCAUCUGCCAGUUCGCUAAAACUACUCCGCACCUUAGAUUGUACGCACUCGGCGCUGUCGCUGCAACAACUGCUUCCCAAAUCAUGCCUGUUUCAUCAUUCCCCAACUUGUGCUGCACAUCAUUACAGGAUAAGAACGGAAAUGAGUUCUUGACAACAAAGGACAUGAUGAAGUCUGGAGCAAUCGCUACCGUAGUCUCCUUCAUUUUCUGCAUCACUAUUCUCUUCGGAUUCGGUAUGCUCCUCAAACUCUAA
Trichomonas vaginalis G3 is the source of this 2118-nucleotide messenger RNA. Its product is annotated as low-affinity phosphate transporter PHO91 family. Bases 1 to 2118 code for a protein of 705 amino acids. Gene Ontology annotation, cellular component: membrane. The record is from RefSeq and is a predicted model, not a curated record. The transcript has a single exon. Gene Ontology annotation, biological process: monoatomic anion transmembrane transport; phosphate ion transport; polyphosphate metabolic process. NCBI's taxonomy places the organism in Eukaryota, Parabasalia, Trichomonadida, Trichomonadidae. Gene Ontology annotation, molecular function: phosphate transmembrane transporter activity.